Molecule: messenger RNA, 1720 nt
Organism: Benincasa hispida (wax gourd)
Lineage: Eukaryota; Viridiplantae; Streptophyta; Magnoliopsida; Cucurbitales; Cucurbitaceae
Product: zinc finger protein GAI-ASSOCIATED FACTOR 1-like
Cellular component (GO): nucleus
Molecular function (GO): DNA-binding transcription factor activity
Source: RefSeq, a predicted model, not a curated record
UAGAGAGAGUGAGAUAAAAAGAGAGAGAAAUAAGGAAAUAUUCUCUUAAGAUUUCAUUUCUCCCUGAAUUUUCUCUCUCCUCUUCUUUUUUUCUCUCUCUCUCCUUUCAAGAUUGUGAAACAACUUAGGGAUUGUUUGAUUCAUUAAAGUUGGGACAAAUUAGAGUGGAGAUAUGAUGUCUGAAUUUGAUGGCCUUUCUGGUCUGUCCACAAUCAGCAAUUUGAUUGGUCAACAACAUCCAAAUUCCAACCCUAAUUCACUUGUUCCUCUUAAGAAGAAGAGAAAUUUACCAGGAACACCAGAUCCAGAUGCAGAAGUAAUAGCAAUGUCUCCGAAAUCUCUCAUGGCGAAGAAUAGAUUCAUUUGCGAGAUAUGUAACAAGGGAUUUCAGAGAGACCAGAACUUGCAGCUUCACCGACGAGGGCACAACUUGCCAUGGAAGCUUCGACAAAGGACGAGCAAGGAAGUGAGGAAGAAGGUUUACGUGUGCCCGGAGAAGAGCUGCGUGCACCACGACCCGGCGAGGGCGCUCGGCGACCUCACCGGGAUCAAGAAGCACUAUAGUAGGAAGCAUGGUGAGAAGAAAUGGAAGUGUGAGAAGUGUUCCAAGAAAUAUGCAGUUCAAUCAGAUUGGAAGGCUCAUUCUAAGAUAUGUGGGACAAAGGAAUACAAAUGUGACUGUGGGACUCUCUUUUCCAGAAAGGAUAGCUUCAUUACUCACAGAGCAUUUUGUGAUGCAUUAGCUGAAGAAAACUCAAGAAUAAAUCAUCAUCCAACCUUCAUAAACAACUUUUCUCCUACUUCUUCACUACUUUUCCAACCAAACUUCGCCGUCGUCGCCACUGCCACCACCGCCGCCGCCAUUGCCGUCGAUCAAACCUCCCUCGUCCACACUUUUCCUAACAUUAUCUCCGAGCACGAAGGCGACCACAAGCCUCGUCCUCUACCACUGUCGUCGCCGCCGCAGCUCCCGCUCUGGCUCGACCCUCCACCAAAUCCUAACCCCUUUUUCUCCGCCGCCACUGCCAUCCACAGCUUCUCCGACAACCCUACAUUCUUGCCGGAAAAUCACCACCCUUUUUUGUCGGAACCGCUAACGACGGCCUCCUCAUACACAGCGGCGCCCCACAUGUCCGCCACCGCACUUCUCCAGAAAGCCGCCCAAAUGGGUCCCACUAGAACCCCAGCCACGCCGCCAAUUCUCUUCAACGCUGCGGCUGCUACCACCGGCGCGGUAUAUGGAACGAGCAAUUCCGCCGUCUUAUCAGAUGUCCGUCCGACGACGAUGAAGCCAUUACUGGGCGGAGCAAAGGAGGAAAUUGGAGGGCAGAAUUUGACCAGAGACUUCCUCGGCGUCGGAAAUCAGGUGGUGCAUCUCAUGCCGGUGGGUUCAAAUCAAUAUAGUGAUCAGAGCCGCCGCCAUUAGAGCGACGAUUUUCAGUUUCAGCUCAACCACACACUGCUAGAAAAAAAAUUGUAAUAUGGAUAAUAGAAAUAAAUUAAAUUAAUGAAAUCUUAGAAUUUUAUUUUUUCUUACGAACGGUUUAAAUGUAACACAGAAUGGAACAAGAAAAUUAUCCUAACGAAUUAGGAUUGAAAAUUUUUUCUUCCACUACUGAUGGAGUUUAGUGUUAGUUUUUUUUAGUAGGGAAAAAAUCAAAUGAUAUGUAAUAUAUAUUUUUUUUGGAAAUAUUAUAAAGAUUUCGACGAGUUACGUUUA